Molecule: messenger RNA, 814 nt
Organism: Zingiber officinale
Lineage: Eukaryota; Viridiplantae; Streptophyta; Magnoliopsida; Zingiberales; Zingiberaceae
Product: chaperone protein DnaJ-like
Exons: 4
Coding region: 65-712 (215 amino acids)
Source: RefSeq, a predicted model, not a curated record
UGGCAAGAAAUCAAGAUCUCAAACUUUGGCCUUUGUGUGUUCUCUUCUCUCUGCCAAUUGAUCCAUGGCGAGAGAAGAACAAGUACCCGAUUCGAAAGCACAUCUUGUGGAAGUGAUUUGCUCAGCUGCGGCCGCGUUCUCCGCUUGUGUUCGCCGACGAAAUGCCUUCGAAAUGCCGGUGUUUGUCGACUGGUAUCUCAUCCUCAGAGUAGAUGAGGAUGUAAAAGUGGAUGUAAUCCGUAGGCGCUAUCGCCAAUUGGCAUUGCAACUUCAUCCGGACAAAAAUAAGCAUCCCAAAGCUGAUGAAGCAUUCAAAUUUGUCUCUGAGGCAUAUGCAUGUCUCUCUGACAAGGCCAAAAGGCAGGCAUUUGAUCGUGAGAGGGGGAGCCACUUUUGCAAGGAGUGCUAUGAAAGGUUCAAUUGCAGAGGCCAUGGCAAUAAGCCCAGCCAUGAGAAGAAGCACACGAGGCAAACUCGUUUGCGACAAAUGCAGAUGAGAUUUAGAGAAGAAUUCCAAGUAGUAGAAAGAUGUUUGAGAGUUAACCAAGCGCGCCGAGACGAGUCACCACUGUUUGAUCCUUACAAACAAGGGCUAUCGUCGCCGGGCUACCCUCACUCAAGGCAGGUCAGACACCAAUGGCACUUCAGUUCAGCCUGCGAGUCGCCUCUUUAUGAGAUGGGGAACGAUAAGCAUGUGAGAACUGAGACCUAAACAGGUCCAAAUGCUACUUUUCUUUUAGCAUAAACUUGGAACAGUCGUAACAAUUUGUCCUAAACUUGUUUCUGUAAUACUGAAUGAGUUUUUAGCUGCCAA